AUGGCAGCUAAGUUAAUCGUUCUCUUGUGCGCGGUAGCGGCCGCUCGUGCUGGUGGAUUAUAUGGCGCAUCUUACGCCGCCCCAGUCGCAACAUACGCGUCCGCCCCCGUCGCGUACGCAGCUGCACCAGUGUACAAGAGCUACGCGCCCGCUGCUUACUCCGCAUAUGCAGCACCCGCAUACGCUGCAUACUCCGCACCUGUAGUCAAGACCAUCGCCCCAGCCGUCUCAUCUGUGUCAUCAUACUCGUCUCACACUUCUCAUGGAACCCCAUACGUAGCUAAGGCGGUUGCCCCAGUAGCGUACUCCAGCUACGCCGCCCCGUCUGUAGCUUACUCUGCACCUUUAAGCUACGCUGCCCACGCUGCCCCAGUUGCAACUUACGCUGCCCAUGCCGCCCCAGUCGCGACUUACGCCGCCCAUGCCGCCCCUGUUGCAACUUACGCUGCCCAUGCCGCCCCCGUUGCAUACGCUCAUGGCCCGGUUGCCUACUCCGCCCCAGUCUUGAAAUCCGCUGUAGCGUACUCCGCAGCUCCUGCAGUGUCCCAUGUUGCGUACAGCGAUCUGGCUCACAACUACGGCUGGUGA
Messenger RNA from Leptosia nina, 588 nucleotides. NCBI's taxonomy places the organism in Eukaryota, Metazoa, Arthropoda, Insecta, Lepidoptera, Pieridae. The record is from the annotation of a GenBank genome assembly.